Messenger RNA from Episyrphus balteatus (marmalade hoverfly), 5317 nucleotides. Its product is annotated as discoidin domain-containing receptor 2-like. The transcript has 15 exons. Gene Ontology annotation, biological process: cell surface receptor protein tyrosine kinase signaling pathway; protein phosphorylation; multicellular organism development. Bases 1607 to 4528 code for a protein of 973 amino acids. Gene Ontology annotation, molecular function: protein tyrosine kinase collagen receptor activity; ATP binding; collagen binding. Gene Ontology annotation, cellular component: signaling receptor complex. The record is from RefSeq and is a predicted model, not a curated record. Lineage: Eukaryota; Metazoa; Arthropoda; Insecta; Diptera; Syrphidae.
AAUCAAGCAUGAACCAACGAAAGCGAAAAAUCAUCCCCGAGAACGACAACGACACACAACCAGACAACAACCUAUGGAUAACGGAAAUCGAACUUCCAAACAGUCACAGUGGAACUCUUGCCGAAGUAACGUCGCGUGGUACCGUUGUAGAUUUUUUUGGAGCAUAAAACCAGGAAAAGCAGAGCAAAAACUCGGUUUUGCCAUAUAGCUCUCCGUCUCCACAGACAGCAAGCGUCCCAUACCCUUCAGAAACUGGCAACCCCCUCCCUUGAUUAACUCAUACAAACUCAACCCCUAAGUUCAGGUUCAUUGUGUGUAUAGUAAGAGACACAUUUUGGAUGUUUUUGUUUUGUACAGGAUGAAUUAUUCAUUCCUCCAGAAUAGGUAAAUAGUAAAAGUUCGGAUAGAUUCGUUGUGAUCGUUCGUCGGUCGUUCGCUCGCUCGCUUGGUCGGUCGGACAUAGCGAUACGCGCCGCGCGGUCAUACAUUCUAACACACUCACACACUAAUUUAGACACAUUUCGUCACACAGUUACACACACACUCAAAACCACCCCCUCUGCCACCCACCUUUGGCGAAGGUUGAAAACAUUAUCCUGUUACCUGUAAUCAAAUGUGAAAACAAGCAAACAGAAAAAAGGAAUCAUUUCCAAGGACUUUCGCUCCUUCUUGUAUCUCAAGGAUUAAAUUGUCUGCGAAGCUCAGUCGAAUUGUUAGCAAUUUGUUGCAAACUUUACGACUUUCACAAGGAGUUUUCCUUUUCUGGCAAAUUUGUGUGUGUGUUUUUGUACAAAUUACGCUGCUUGUUUGUGUGUUAUUCGACGAAAUAUGGUCCUUCGAGCCGGAAUUUCCCUUUAGUCUCGAAAUUACAUUCGUUUUUUUGAUAUAAAAUCAAAAAUUUAUUGUGAACAAGUUUGUGUGUUCCAACAAAUAAAAAAAAGGGCAAGUCAUUAGUAUCAAUUUAUAAUGAAAUGAAAUAUUAUGAUGCCGAAGUGGUGGUGAAUAGAAUAAGAUAGAAGAUACUUAAAGAGAUACAAAGAAUUAAGGAAAAAAAAGUUAUUCAAUAUUGGAUUAAGCUGUUGGAUACAUUUAUGCCCAGGGGAUUUAUCGAGUUUAUAAGAUUUUAAGACUUGUCACUUCGACACCAAGUAAACCGGACAACAGCGCAGAAUACAAAUUUUUUCUUGCUCCAAUAUCAUGUGCAAGAGUACUAGACACCGCCACCACCACCAACCCGCCAUGCUGAUGUGUCCAAUGCUUUUAGCAGUUAACCCAUUGAAUUAAAAAAAAUAUAUAUAGAAAACAGAGUAAAAAAUAAAGCAGGCCAACCGCACAUUGUGGGAUUUGCUGGCCUACUUUGAGCAAAAAAAAAAAACCAACAAACAAAAUCCCCAGUUCCACGCAUUGGUUCUUUUUAUAGUUAGUCGCUUUGCUUUAGGAUCAAUAAAAACACUAGAACUGCUGGGAGCCAGGGACCGGCAGCAGAGAGGACACCAAAAACCCCUCGAAGCUCGAAACCAGUGAUAGGAACGAGGCAAUGGUUGUGGUGGUAGCAGUCUUAUAGACAGGGACUUAUUUUUUCUCUCGUCCAUCCGUCAGCGAGAAAAUGCUUCCACCAACAAAAAGGACGAAAACGCCAUCACCGGUACGAGCAGCAAUUGGAUCGACGACAGCAGCCAUAACAAUUCUGCUUGGAAAACAUUUUUAUAAUCGAAUUGACGGCGGCAACAGUGGCAGUGGAAACGGCAGCGGCAGCGACAACAUCAGCAAAAGCAAAAGCGGCAUCAACAACGUCAUUCAUCAGAGCAGCAGACCUCGUGCGAGGACGAGGGCGUGUAGCAAUAGCAACAGCAACAGCAGCAGCAGCAGAAAUCGCUUUGUCCAGGUGCUUUUGUUAACAUGGGCUGGUGCUUUGCUUCACAUUGGCCCAACAGGAGCCUUGGAUAUCGCCACAUGCAAAAAUCCCCUCGGUAUGGAAUCCGGUGCUAUUGCGGAUUUUCAAAUCACAGCCAGCUCAGCACAUGACAUGGGCAACGUUGGCCCCCAACACGCAAGACUGAAAAUCGAUAACAAUGGUGGAGCAUGGUGUCCGAAACACAUGGUUUCGCGUGGUCUUAAAGAGUAUCUACAAAUCGAUCUACUUCAAGUUCACGUGAUAACGUCAAUUCGCACCCAGGGACGAUUUGGCAAGGGUCAAGGACAAGAGUACACCGAAGCUUAUGUAUUGGAAUACUGGCGUCCCGGAUUCACGAAUUGGAUCAGAUGGAAGAAUAUCCAAGGCAAGGAGAUACUGCCAGGCAACAUCAAUACAUACAGCGAAGUUGAGAAUGUUCUACAGCCAAUUAUUUUUGCCUCAAAAAUUCGCAUCUAUCCUUAUAGUCAAUACGAUAGGACAGUGUGUCUGAGAGCCGAGGUUGUCGGAUGUCCUUGGGAAGAAGGAAUUGUAUCUUAUAGUAUACCGAAGGGUGUUCAGCGUGGUAUGGAAAUCGAUUUGUCCGAUAAAACCUAUGAUGGCCACGAGGAGGGCGACAGAUUUGUAGAUGGCUUGGGUCAGUUGGUCGAUGGCCAAAAGGGAAAGGAUAAUUUUCGAACGGAUAUUCACGGAUUUGGAAAGGGUUAUGAAUGGGUUGGUUGGAGAAACGAUACUCCAGGUCUUCUAGAUAAACACGUUGAAAUAGUAUUUGAAUUUGAUUCGGUGCGAAAUUUUAGUGCAAUUGUUUUACAUACGAACAACAUGUUCUCAAAAGAUGUUCAGGUCUUUGUUCAUGCUAAAGUUUUCUUUAGCAUUGGUGGGCGUCAUUUUACCGGCGAGCCAGUACAAUUUUCCUACAUGCCAGACACGAUCCUUGAUCAUGCCAGAGAUGUGACAAUCAAAUUACAUCACCGAAUUGGUCGAUAUUUACAAGUGCAUUUAUAUUUUGCUCUCAGGUGGAUAAUGCUGAGCGAAAUAUCAUUCAUCUCAGUGCCAGUAGUGGGAAAUUUCACGGACGAAGAAAUAAGCGGAAGUACGUCGCCCCAAGAUACACCAGAGUACCCACUACAGAGGGAUGAAGUUCAAACGAACCCCAGCAAAGGAGAACGCAGCCACGUACCACAAAUAAUUUCACCGAAACCUAUCGACCAGGAACCGGAACCAAAUUUCGUUGGAGCGAUAAUAGCCAUACUCACUACAAUCAUCCUUUUACUAGUGGCUGCUAUUCUGUUGAUAAUUGCCAAGAAUAAGCGUGCGAGAGGAAGCAAUGUCCUUGAUGCAUUCCAGCAUACCUUCAAUCCGGAUUCGUUAGGGGCUGACAAGAGGCUUAAUAUAAACAUGAAGAAUUGCCAUCUAUUUCAGGUUGCGAUGGACGACAGCGAAUCAAUCGAUAAGAACAGCCUUUACCAUGAGCCCUUCAAUGUAAAUAUGUACACAAGUGCGGCAAGCGGAUGUUCCAUGAAUGAUUUACAACGGCAUCAUGUUACACCCGACUAUACAGAUGUUCCGGAUAUUGUAUGCCAGGAAUAUGCCGUCCCACAUAUGCAGGACCUCAUCCCCAAAAUACCGGGUGGAUAUGUUGGGGUACGCAUGACACCGCCACCACCACCAUUGAAUAAUAUAUUCCCAAAACCGCCACCACCGGUCCCACCGCCACCCACAGAGAAAUAUUAUGCAGCCACAGCGAUUUGUAAGCCAAUACCGAAUGGCAAUAGCAACACUGGCACUGGCAUUGCAUCCAAUACCGGCACCGGCACCAGCAGUCUGAUGGGUGUUGGUGUUUCAACUGGAGUUGGAGGUGGAGGAGGAACGGGGGUCAACACGGCAGCCACAACUCCGACCGGGACGAUAAAUUCAACCCCAACAGCUCCACCGAUGAAUCCUUAUGGUGAUGUCGAUGCAAUUUCCACCGACGAGGAUCUAAUACAGCUGCAGGAAUUUCCAAGGCAAUCCUUAGUUAUUGUCGAGAAAUUAGGCUGUGGUAUCUUUGGUGAAUUACAUUUAUGCGAAACCAAAGGAUUAAGCUCGAAUCUAGUUGCGGUUGCAACUUUACGUCCUGGUGCUCCAGACCACAUGCGAAAGGAAUUCCGUUCGAAGGCCAGGCACUUGGCACAUCUUAAUGAUCCAAAUGUGGCCAAAAUACUGGGCGCCUGUCUGCGGGACGAGCCAAUUUGUAUGGUUCUCGAUUAUAGCAAUUGUCUGGGCGAUUUGAAUCAAUUCCUUCAGGAGCAUAUAGCCGAAACUGGUUUAAAGGGUGUGCCCAACAAAAGUUUGAGCUAUGGAUGCUUAGUUUAUAUAGCAACACAAAUUGCAUCAGGAAUGAAGCAUUUAGAGCAAAUGAAUUUUGUUCAUCGGGACCUUGCAACAAGCGAAGAGCUUAUCUGCUCCAGGCUCCUACAGGGAUAUAUGUAUUAUUUAUAUGGGGAUUGUGUUUUUGGGGAUGCUAUUUUGUGUGAAAUGGAUACCGGAAAUAGGAAGUGUAUCUCCAAAUGGUUUUUAUUUUUUUUUUUUAUUUUUAUGUUUUAUGAUCUAUUGAUUCAUAUACGAUUUGUUUGAGUAUACUUGGUAUGUGGAUGGUUGUAUUGUAUUUCGGAGUGAGAAUGGAAAUUUAAUUGAAAGAGCAGUCGAUGUCUUUGGUCGAUGUCGAUAUUUCUAUCGAUAGAUGAUGUGAUGGCCAUAGCCACUAGCUAUAUUGGAAAAUGUAAUUUUGUAAGGUUUAAAUAUCCAAUUCGAUUGAUGAUGGUUUUAAUUAUCCAAUGUGAUUUUAGAGUUGGAGAGGAGGAAAAAUUGGGGAGGAUGCUAUUUUGUAUCAAGGGACAUGAUAGAGAAAAUAUGUAAAGAUAAAAUGAAUGAUGUUGAUUGAGUUUCAGAAAGUCUCUUUAUCUUCAAGCAAAUGGAAUUUGAUUUUAUGUUUUCAAAAGUCAACUCAAGAUUGAAAAUUUGAUCAUUAAAUUAUGAGAACAAAAUUAUUUAGUUACAUUUAUGCAUAUUUGGAAUGUAGAAUUUUUGGUGUUUAAGUGAAAAUUAAAAUAGUUAAUACCAACAAUGGGAAAUAUUGAUUUUGUUCAAAUAAUAAAUUGAUUAUUUGUGCUAUAUCAAAGCCGUGGAAUGUUAGAUUGAUUUUGAACUCUUAGUUGUUAGAAUGUUAAAUAAUAUUAUUUAACAAGAAUGUUUCAAUCUAAAAGCAAAAUAAAACUCAUGACGAUGACGAAAUAAGACAUUCACACUUGUUUAAAUAAAUAAUAUUGUAUAAAAUAUGUACAUAUAUGUAUAUUUUAAAUUAGUUAGAUUCGAUUGAUUUUUAAACAAAAACGAAAUUUAAAACUAGAUACGCUCCCUACAUUU